Molecule: messenger RNA, 710 nt
Organism: Orussus abietinus
Lineage: Eukaryota; Metazoa; Arthropoda; Insecta; Hymenoptera; Orussidae
Exons: 5
Coding region: 132-695 (187 amino acids)
Source: RefSeq, a predicted model, not a curated record
ACCACUUCCGGCUAUAUACGAAUUGAUAACGUGCAACGUUAUCAAAAAUUAGUAUGACGGUCGUAGCGACUAUCAGAUAAGCAAAGAUAUUACUUACUGGAAGGUGAAGGCGAUGAAUCAAACGCGAAACGAUGAGAAGACAGUGCACAGUGUUUCUCUGGCUUUGCUUCGUAGUAUCUUCUAAAGGAAAUCUGAUUGUUGCAAAUGACAGCAGUCCUUACUGUCUCCAGUUUACAUGGCUCGGACCGAUGCAUAACAGUCACUCCGCUGUCAAAGUCAACUGUUCAGGGUUUGUCGGAGUACCAUGCGUAGAACCAUACAUAGUAACCGAGGAUUCGACACCACCAAAUAUAACCUACAUGUGGAGUCACUUGAAUCAUUCGAUGAUCGGUUGUCCCCUGAAGAAUGGAUACGUCUGUCUAAAAUACAGUUACACUUAUAACAAUGCUGUACUCAACAGCACGCAUUUUUGUGGGAAAAUGAUCGAGGAUACCACAACAGCAGUUACUUCUGGAUGUUACUCGCAACAGAUAAGAGGACACACCGUAGAAGUUUGCGCCUGUAGAUCACGAAAUGGUAGCGUACCUUGCAACGACUCAACGGCAAACAAUAUCUCGGUAAUAAUAAUGUCAUCGUUACUACUGACAAUUAUUUAUCACACUGUACAACGCGAGUUGCCCCUUUUUAUUAAAUGAUCGUAACAAAGGUGA